This is a messenger RNA of Apodemus sylvaticus (European woodmouse), 5734 nucleotides long. RefSeq names its product SLAM family member 6 (gene Slamf6). The coding region runs from base 913 to 1989 and encodes 358 amino acids. NCBI's taxonomy places the organism in Eukaryota, Metazoa, Chordata, Mammalia, Rodentia, Muridae. Gene Ontology annotation, cellular component: external side of plasma membrane. Gene Ontology annotation, biological process: T-helper 17 cell lineage commitment; positive regulation of type II interferon production; T cell activation. The record is from RefSeq and is a predicted model, not a curated record. The transcript is spliced from 9 exons.
UUCCUUUUCCCUUCAGAAAAGGGCAAGCCUCUCAGGGAUAGCAACCAAACAAGGCAUAUUCAGUUGCGACAAAACUAGGCACCUCCCCUCAUAAGGACUAGGCAACCCAGUAGGAGGAAGAGAUCCAAAAGGCAGGAAUCAGAGACGUGCUCCCUCUCCCACUGUUGGGAGUCCUGCUAGAAGAUCAAGCUACACAAUCAUAAUAUAUAGGAUAUACAUUAUACGCCUAGGGCCGAACCGUGCAGGGUCCUGGUUGCCACUUCAGUCUCUGUGAGUGCCCUAUGAGCCCAGGUCAGUUAAUUCUGUAGGUUUUCUUGAGGUGUCCUUGACCCCCUCUGGCUCCUCCCUCUUCCUCCACCUCUUCUGCUUAAAGAUUCCCCAAGCUCCGCCGGAUGUUUGGCUAUGGGUCUCUACAUCUGUUUCCAUUGGCUGCUGGGUGAAGCCUCUCUAAUGACAACUGUCUACAAGUAUACCAGAUUUGUUUUGUUCUGGGUUGUUUGUUUGUUUGUUUGUUUUGCCGUUGUGUCUCUGAGCUAUCCAGCCUCUGCUUCGCGGCUCUCCACACAGUGUCGGGGGUGGCAUAGGUCUUAAGAUAAACCAGUCAUUGAUUGGCCACUCCCACAAUUUCUGUACCACCUUUAACCCAGCACAUCUUGCUGGCGAGACAAAUCAUAGAUAGAAGGUUUUGUGGCUGGGUUAGUGUCCCAGUCCCUCCACCGGAAGUCUUGCCUGGUUACAGGAGAUGGCCCGUUCGGGCUCUAUGUUCCCUACUGCUAAGAGUCUUCGCUUAUGCAAGAUAUUCUUGUAAGCAGAGUGUGAAGUUAAUCACCGAUAACCAAAGGUUUGCUAACGCAAAGGAAGAGCUUUCAUCACUAGGGGAACGGGAAGUCUCGGCGACAAGCUCAAGAGAGAAUGGCUGUCUCAAGGGCUCCAGCACCCGACUCCGCCCGUCAGAGGAUGGUCUGGCUGUUUCCUCUUGUCUUCUGCCUCGGCUCAGGGAGUGAAGUUUCACAAAGCAGCUCAGACCCCCAGGUCGUGAAUGGUGUUCUAGGGGAGUCUGCAGUUUUCCCUCUAGAGCUUCCUGCAGGGAAGAUGGCCAGUGUCAUCGUCUGGAGUUAUGAAGAAGCAUCACAUGUCACUGCAAUCCUCAUCAUCCGCCUAAAUGACUCUGAAAAACCACAAAUCAUUAACACUGAUCGAAAGAGGGAGAAGAGGCUGCACAUCACCCAGUCCUACUCCUUGAAACUCAGCAAUCUUAUCAUGGCAGACACAGGAUCAUACACUGCACAAAUAACCACAAAGGGCUCCGAACCAAAUAUGCUCUUCAAAUAUGCUCUGAGGGUCUUUGACCGGCUACAUAGCUUAGAAAUUGCCAACCAUACUCUCCUGCUAGAGAAUGGGACCUGCCAGAUGCACCUGGCCUGCCUUGUGAAGAAUCCAAACCAGACUGUCUCAGUUGAGUGGCAAGCCGCAGAAAACAACAUCUCUUUAGGGGAACCAAAUGUCACUAUCUCUUGGGACCCAAGGAAUUCCAGUGACCAGACUUACAUCUGCAGAGCUGAGAAUGCUGUUAGCAAUUUGUCAGUCUCCGUCUCUACCCAGAAUCUCUGCAAAGGUGUUUUAACUAAUACACGCUGGAAUACAGUAUGGCUUGCAAUUACAAUUUCAAUAAGCAUGGCUGUGCUUAUACUCAUCUUUGUAUGUGUGGGCAUAUAUGUUUGGAGGAGAAGAAGAGGUUCUCUUCCUUUGACCAGCCAACAUGCAGCCAUAGAUUCCUCUCAUAGCACAGACACUCCAGGCUCUCCAGGGAACACUGUGUACGCACAAGUCACUCGUCCAGUGCAGGAAAUGAAAAUCCCAAAACCUAUAAAAAAUGACUCCAUGACAAUUUACUCCAUAGUCAAUCACUGCAGAGAGGAAACAGUGGCUUUCAUCAACUGUAACCAACCCACUGCCCUGAAGGUAAACACCUUAACCAACUGUAACUAACCCACUGUCCUGAAGGAAAAGCCCUGCAGUGACAUGAGGAAAUUAAACAAUGCUGUCACCCCAGCUCUGGCUUAGAUUAAUGAAAUCAGUGUCUCUGGAGAUUGAACGCUGCCAUUCGCAUUUUUCAAAUGCUUUCUAGGUGGUAUGGUGAGAUGCCACAGGGCUAAGAGCCUUUAGAGCAGGGUGGUGUGACUAGGAAUACAUAAGGUAGAAAGUCUGGAGUAGUAAAAGUAUCACUGAAAGGGACAAUGAACCAAAGAGAAGUGGGAUAAAAUUGCGUCACGUGGUGUAGUUCUGUGAUUUCUUUUGGUUGGGGAUUGAAGGGGCCUGGAAGUUGGCACAGACAAACUCAAACACCAAAUUCUCAGCACAAAGGAGAUUUGUUACCCCUGAGGAACAAGCAGAUUGACUGGGGGGAGGCGGGGAAAUGCCUCUGAAUGGGACAAAGACAGCAACAGGUGUUUUUACAGGAGUGGCUUUUAAGGAGAAAGGGGGAAGAAGUCUGUGCUAGAGCAAGUUGCUACAGAUGAAUACAGACAGAGCACAGGAAGUCCUGCCUCAGGGCCACUGGAUAGGCCUUUCAUCUUGGGUUUCAAGGUAAAAAGACGAAUGGGCUGAAAGGUGAUUUCUCUAAUAUAUAUAAAGCAAGUGUGACCCCUGCCCUUCUUCUUCCCUGAGACCAGCCAAAGAUGCUUUCUGUGGAAAGGGAGGAGAACACAUUGCAGUUAUCAUGUUCUAACUAACAGAUCACUGGAAUGAGUGACAAUGGCCAAUGCUUUCUUAUCCCUUACUCCCAGCCUGCAGACCCCUCUGAAGUUGCACUCCUCAGAUACAUGAGUGUUGAGGCUUCGUCUGUUGCUAUGUACCAUAAUAAUAAAUUCUGUAUGGGAAGGUCUAGUUGCCUAUGAGUGAAUUUUCAGUUACCAGCUUUUGUUGUACAAACUUUGUUCCUUAAAUAAAAAUGGUACAGACAAUUACUGGAGGGAUUAGAGCUAGGUGAGUUUUGAGUUAGCCUGGUUGUGUGUUACAGAGGGAGAGGGAGAAGGAGGACACAGGAGAGAGGAGGAGGCCACCGUGAGAGGAGGUGGACCAUGAGCACAUGACCAAGAGAAACAGCAAGUAUCUGGGGUACACUGCUGAGGAAGUAGUCAGUCCAGCAGUUAGAAAAAUAGAUUAGGGGUUACCCACCCAGUGAUUAUCAAAGCCAAAAAAUAAAAAUAAAAAAAAUAAAAAUAAAAAAACAUAGUCACAGUCGGAGUCUCUCAUUUGUAAGCCUGACAGGGAUAAGUUGAAAUUGAUUCAACUACACAGGGGUUUUUCCUUGGCAUGCCUGUAUCUCUGCAGCUCUUAAAUGGCAAAACCCCACAGUAUUAACUUUACCUCCUAGGUUUCAUUUAUUCACAUCUAUUUUUUAUGGUCUGCUGCCUUCUCCUUACCUUUCCCCAGCUGGUCUUCCUUUACAAUUCCUGACUUGUUUAACUAUGUUCCGCUGACAGGCUCCUUCUUGGAUAGCUCAUUAUCGCCCUAAAUUCUGUGUAUCUCUCUCCAGCGUUCAUUUCUAUGCACAAAUAUGAAUGAGUCUCUCUUGUUUUUCCAGACAGGGUCUCACUAUGUAGCUUCUGGAACUCACUAUGUAGACCAGGUUAGCCUCAAACUCACAGAGAUAUGCCUGUCUCUGCCUCCUGUGUGCUAGGACUAAAGGCAUGAGCUGCCACACCUGGCCCAUAAAAAAGUCUUAAUAAAACAGUCAAAGACGAAUGUCUGUGUCAAAACCCAUCUCAGGAUCUUACAACAAUUCGAUCCACAGGGAGAACUCAAAGAAAAUAAUUGGAACACCUAACUUCUUGAGAGAGAGAUUUUCAUGAGAGAGAGAACACAAGAAAGGAUCCUGCCUAUAGUGCAUUUUGACAGGGCCUAGAGAAAGGACUUGGGCAUAUCAGUGGAUUUCCUGUGACCGUUCCAUGAAUAUGUCAGCAAUCUAGCAUUUCCACCAGCCUGCCUUCAGGAAUGUAGUGCAGCUUACAUCAUCACCCACAGCAAAGUUUAACAAGUGCGACAGGCAUGGUGCGUGAAAGCACCCUCCCCCCAGAUCUCUCCCUCAGUCCGGGUCUGUCUUGUUCUCCUGUUUCCUCCUUGUCUCAUUCAUUCUAUCUCAUUCCCUGUCUUGUUCUUUCUCCCUCUGCCUGUUUGUCUCCAUAAACCUCUUACACUAGAUAUGUUGUGUGGCAUACUUUCUUAGCAGCACACCUUGGCAUGGCCUUCAAGGGUACCCCCCACACUCGCCACACUAUCUUAUCAGUAUAAAUAUAUCAGGUUUUGGUCAUAUUCAAGUAUUCCCUUUCCCUGGACUUUUCCUUACUCUCCCUGAAUUGUCCCUCAACUACUACGUGUAAGAGUAUGAUCUUUUUUUAUUAAUCUUUAUAAAAUAUAAAUGACCUGGGUAUAAUAACAUAUACCUGUAACCUCAACACUUGGGAGAUAAAGUCGAGAAAAUCAGAAAUUCAAAACCAGCCUAGAUUACAGGACUGGUGAUGUGUAAGAAUCACCCAGAUGGUACUGGUUUUGAAGGUGUGAAGGCGUCAUGAAGAGCAGCUGAGGCUCAGCACUGUGAGAAGCCAGGGAAGGCCAUUAGUGAAGGUGCAGCCUCAGUUGCAGUUGACAGCCCAGGACUGGAGAGGUCGUGCAAAGAAGCUGAGCCUUGGCACCAUGAGGAGAGCCUAUGAGAAGCUAUUGGUGAAGCCUAGUUGUUGUAGAAGACUCCAGAGAAUUAGAAAUGCCAGUACCGUGGAAUGAUCACAAAGAACAGCAGCAGCAGUGGCGUGGAGUCAACCAGAACCUAGAAUGCUACAGAGGGCAGAGCUGGAAAAGUGACCCAAGCCCUUUGGAGGAGCUCAGAAGAUCAUGUGUGGAUCCCAGACAUUGGAACAGGAAGCUGUGAGGUUGAAGUUGCCUUCGAUACCCCACAAUGUUAGAGAUAUCAGAGCCAUGGGAUAGCUACUAAGGAAAGUGGCUAACAGGGAAUGGAACCAGCCCAAGAACAUGAAGUUUGUUUCUGCUAAGUGCCAGAUCUGUCAACAGCAGUCAACAAGGAUGAAAGGAGUUGGAGAUCUGAAGAGUACCUUGACAUCAGACAUGGAAACAUGGAGUUUGACCAACUGGUUUUUGCUCUUGCUUUGGUCCAGUAUUUCCUCUCUGUGAUGUUUUGGAAUGGGAAUGUACAUCCUGUGCCAUGAUAUGUUGGAAGUAUGGGAUCUGAUUUUUUUUUAUUUUGAUUUUAUAAGGGAUUACAGUUAAGAGAUUGCAUGAAUUUCAGGACAGACUUUGAACUUUGGAAUUUUAAACAUUGAUGAGACUAUUGUAGACUAUGGGGUAUUUUGAAGUUGGACUAACUGUAUUUUGCAUUAUGCUGUGACCCCCUUAGACUCAUGUGUUGGAACAAGCCUGAGGACCAGGGAAUGGAAUAUGGUGGUUUGAAUAUGCUUGGCCCAUAAGGUGUGCUACUAUUAGGUGUGACCUUUUUGGAGGAAAUCUGUCACUGUGUGACUCCUAUGCUCAGGUUCUACUCCUUGUAGAAAAGAGCUUCCUCCUGGAUGCCUGGUUGCCUUUGAAUCAAGAUGUAGACCUCUCAGCUCCUUCUCCAGCACCAUGUCUGCCUGCAUGCUGCCAUGCUUCCUGCUAUGAUGAUAAUGAACUAAACCUCUGAAAACUGUAAGCCAGCCCCAAUUAAAUGUUUAUCUUUUUAAGA